Lichtheimia ornata is the source of this 618-nucleotide messenger RNA. RefSeq names its product Ras-like protein 1. The record is from RefSeq and is a predicted model, not a curated record. Gene Ontology annotation, molecular function: GTPase activity; GTP binding; GDP binding. Gene Ontology annotation, biological process: signal transduction. Lineage: Eukaryota; Fungi; Mucoromycota; Mucoromycetes; Mucorales; Lichtheimiaceae. Gene Ontology annotation, cellular component: plasma membrane. Bases 1 to 618 code for a protein of 205 amino acids. The transcript has 4 exons.
AUGUCAAAACCUUUGCGUGAAUACAAGCUCGUCAUUGUAGGAGGAGGCGGUGUCGGUAAAUCCGCUCUGACCAUCCAAUUCAUCCAGUCCCAAUUCGUUGAUGAGUACGACCCCACUAUCGAAGAUUCCUACCGAAAGCAAUGUGUGAUUGAUGGUGAAACGGCACUGUUGGAUGUAUUGGAUACGGCUGGCCAAGAAGAGUAUAGUGCAAUGCGUGAGCAGUAUAUGCGUAAUGGUGAAGGCUUCUUGUUGGUGUAUGCAAGCACAUCCCGUUUAUCUUUUGAGGAAAUCAGCACAUUCCAUCAACAAAUCAGUCGAGUCAAGGACCGUGAUUCUUUCCCUAUGGUGUUGGUAGCCAACAAGUGUGAUUUGGAGCAGGAACGACAAGUAUCAAGUCAAGAAGGUCGUGAUUUGGCUCGGCAAUUUGGUUGUCAAUUCCUCGAGACAUCUGCCAAACAACGUAUAGCUGUGGAUGAUGCGUUUUAUCAGGUGGUACGAGAAAUUCGUCGAUUCAACAAGGAACAGGAGUCGUCGGGCGGUGGCGGUGGUGGAAUGCACAACAUGGGCAUGCACGAUCCUACCGACGCUAACUCGGAUAAAUGCUGCAUCCUUAUGUAA